Molecule: messenger RNA, 3453 nt
Organism: Dovyalis caffra
Lineage: Eukaryota; Viridiplantae; Streptophyta; Magnoliopsida; Malpighiales; Salicaceae
Source: the annotation of a GenBank genome assembly
AUGGAGUUUGAGAAGAGAAAAGCAGCAACUUUAAGCUCACUAGCAUCCUCAAAGACAGACAAAUCACCUAAAGGAACAGUAGACGCACACAUAAUUCCACUCAUCAACACCAUCAACUCUCACCCUUCUUACUUCACCACCAGUUCCUGCUCCGGCCGUAUCUCCAUUCUUUCCCAACCAAAACCAGCAUCAACACCUCCCGCCAAUAAGAAGAAGGCACGUGGAGGAUCCUGGCUCUUCAUCUCCCACGACCUCGCCGAUCCCAACUCUCUCCUUCCCAUCCUUUUCACCACCGAGUCAACCCAUUCGGCUGAUGGGCACGUCGAAUCAGAAACUGGGUCGGCUGCUGAGUCAGGAACCGAGUUGGUGUUCCGGUUUGAGCCAUUGAUUAUUGCUGUGGAGUGUAGAGACAUUGAGGCUGCACAAUUUUUGGUUUCUUUAGCUAUAAAGUGUGGAUUUAGAGAAUCAGGGAUUACAAGUGCUAACAACAAGAGGGUCAUUGCGGGAAUUAGGUGUUCUAUAAGAAUGGAGGUUCCUUUGGGUGACAGUGAUAGGAUUUUGGUAUCAGAAGAGUAUGCGAGGUUUCUUGUUGACUUAGCUAAUCAGAAAAUGGAAGCUAAUUGGAAGAGAACUCAAGGGCUUUUAAGUGGUUUAAGAGAAAAUGGGUUUGUGGGGUCCUCGGUCUCGGAUAACGGUGAGCAUGAAGAUGGGCAUGAUGAUCAGUUGGAGAGAACAGCAAAUGGGUAUUCUCCUAUUGGGAUGGUGGGAGGAGUAGGAGAAGCCUCUGAUUGCCGUCUAUCUGCUUCUCCAAUUGUAGUUGCUGGUGAACCUGUAGAGAAGCUUUUCCUUUGGGGUCACUCUGCUUGUAUAUUGGAUAGGGGAAGCUACAACAGUGUUCUGGUAUUUGGUGGUUUUGGAGGGAUGGGAAGGCAUGCUCGAAGAAAUGAUUGUUUGCUGCUUGAUCCAUUCGGUGGCAAGUUAAAAGCAAUUGAUGUUGAGGGUGCACCAUCUCCACGAUUGGGUCAUACAGCUUCUUUGGUUGGUGAUUUUGUUUUUGUUAUUGGAGGAAGAGCUGAUCCUUCCAACAUUCUGAAUGAUGUAUGGGUUCUCAAUACAGCCAAAUUGGAAUGGAAGCUGGUACAAUGCAAUGGUAGUGUUUUCCCUCCAAGGCAUCGGCAUGCAGCAGCAGCAGUUGGCUCCAACAUAUAUGUAUAUGGUGGACUUAACAGUGAUACGAUCUUAUCAUCCUUGCAUGUUCUUAACACUGAAAAUCUGCAAUGGCUAGAGGUCUUGGUUAAUGGGGAUGGGGAACAGCCAUGUGGUCGUCAUUCUCACUCAAUGGUGGCAUAUGGGGCUAAAGUAUUCAUGUUUGGAGGGUACAAUGGCGAGAGAGCUCUUGGAGAUUUAUACAGUUUUGAUGUCCAGACAUGCAUGUGGAAGUUAGAAAAGACAGCUGGAAGAAGUCCACAUGCUAGAUUCUCCCACUCAAUGUUUGUCUAUAAGAAUUUUCUUGGAGUCAUUGGUGGUUGCCCUGUUGGACAACAUUUCCAAGAAUUGGCAUUGCUUGAUCUGCAAUUCCUUGUGUGGAAACAUGUCACACUUGAUUAUAUUGGCAAAGAGUUGCUUGUGCGCACUACAGCCAAUGUUGUUGUUGAUGAUCUUUUUCUCAUUGGUGGCGGUGCAGCUUGUUAUGCCUUUGGAACAAAGUUCAGCGAGCCAUUGAAAGUUAACUUGCUUCCGCUGGUUUCUUUAGGAGACAAAUUUAUGCCAACAGAGAAGAAUGUCAAUGCCAGAGUUUCUCAUGUUGGAAAUGUGGAGGCGUUAACUCAGAGUCCUGUCUUGAACUCUGAGGCUGAGAAGCAUCUAUUGGUUCCUUCUAACUUUGUACUACAACUUGAAAAGAAGUAUGCAAAAUUUGGGAAAGACAUACUGAAGAAUUUUGGAUGGUUAGAUCUUGGGAGGAAGGUUUAUACUCAGGAGGAUGGAUUACAUAUCUGUUUUCCUGUCACUGAAAAGUUCUCUGCCAUGUUUCUGGAAAAGCAGGAUCUGGAUGGGGAUGUGUUUGAAGAGGGGAAUGAUACUUGUGUAGCUAAACCAUUUACUGGAGGAAUUUUGUUAAAUCAGGUAUCUUGUUCAACAGCCUUGAACUUCCUUAAGAAAUGCGGUGCCACUAAUUUAGCAGAUGACGUUGGUGAAGUCAGAAAAACUUCAAAAUCUCCAUUCCAAACAAUGAAUGAAUCAAUUGCCUUGUUGAUUAAACAAAAAGACCUAGCAGAAACACUAUUAGAGCAGCUGCCAAACAGAUGGGAGCGUCUUGGGGAUAUUGUUGUGCUUCCAGCAACAUCGUUCAAGGAUCCAAGAUGGGACUCAAUUGGCGAGGAGCUUUGGCCUAUCGUAGCCAGAUCACUUAAUACUCGACGUGUUGCUCGCCAAGGACGAGUUGCAUCCACUGGAACAAGGGACAGUACUUUGGAGAUUCUUGUGGGAGAUAAUGGAUGGGUUGAUCAUCGAGAAAAUGGAAUUCUCUAUUCCUUUGAUGCUACCAAGUGCAUGUUCUCCUGGGGUAAUCUUUCUGAGAAGCUUCGUAUGGGCAAUCUGGAGUGCAAAGAUGAGGUUAUAGUGGAUUUAUUUGCUGGAAUAGGAUAUUUCACAUUGCCAUUUCUUGUCAGGGCCAAAGCGAAACUGGUUUAUGCUUGUGAAUGGAAUCCCCAUGCUGUUGAGGCACUGAGACAUAAUCUUGAAGCAAAUUCUGUCUCUGGUCAGUGUAUUGUACUUCAAGGAGACAAUCAAAUGACAGCUCCUAAGGGAAUUGCUAAUCGAGUUUGUCUUGGUCUUCUUCCAACAAGUGAGGGCAGUUGGGGUACUGCUGUUAGGGCAAUAAGGAGUGAGGGUGGGAUGUUACAUGUGCAUGGGAAUGUGAAGGACUCAGAGGAGUCUUUAUGGACUGAACAUGUUAUGAAAUCUAUUGAUGAACUUGCUAGAUCCGAAGGUCAUUGUUGGGAGGUCUCAAUAGAACAUGUGGAAAGAGUAAAAUGGUAUGCCCCCCACAUCCGCCAUCUUGUUGCGGAUGAUGAGACAAUGACUUUUGCAAAGAUGAUCAUGAUUCUUGAGAAGGAACCACACACCAUUAAAGAAUCCAAAGACACAGGAUGUUAUCGGAUUCAUUUGGAUGGUGUACUUCAACACUUGGCUACGUGGUUUGAUGCAGCAAAUCCAACUGCCACCAUUAAAGCAAAAGAAUUCUUUAAGACACCUCAAAGUGGAUCUAACCAAGGGUGGGACAAGAGUCAUGGGACUCACGAAGUCCAUGAUGAGUCAUCACCACAGGCUGCUACACAAAACUUUAGUGUCGGUGGCCAUCUUGGUGGGGAUGAACAUAAAACUUCAGUGUCGGUGGCCAUCUUGGUGGGGAUGAACAUAAAACUUCAGUGUGGGGAUGCUUCAGUUAUUUAG